Molecule: messenger RNA, 2389 nt
Organism: Abrus precatorius (Indian licorice)
Lineage: Eukaryota; Viridiplantae; Streptophyta; Magnoliopsida; Fabales; Fabaceae
Product: O-fucosyltransferase 20-like
Exons: 6
Coding region: 228-1943 (571 amino acids)
Cellular component (GO): cytoplasm
Source: RefSeq, a predicted model, not a curated record
AGCUGCUUUUUGAUUGACGCGUAAGACUAGUCAUGGAGAAUGGUGUUCCCGCCGCCCCAUCUCUCUCUACCAUUCGUUCUUUCUCUCUCUAGAAAAAACCAUUUACAAGUUACACACAACACAACAAGGCUUUGGAAAAGUGGACUCUUUCUUACAUAUUAUAAAACCCACCAACCAAACAAGAAGCAUUAAGUCCUAAAGAAGAUUUGAAAAAAAGAGAGAGAGGAAUGGCCAAGGCCAAGAACAAUGCCAAGAAGUUGUCAUACAUCUCAGUUCCUUCUCAGAUCAUAAACUCCAUUUCAUCAUCUUCUCUACAAUCUCUGAUUGAAUCUCCCAAGAAGUGUGCUAGAAACUCCAAGUUCUUCUUCUUCUUCUUCAGCUUUGCCAAGUGCAGGAACCCAAGACUCUUCCUUUUUACUCUCUUUCUCCUUGCUUUUUUUUUCAUGCUCAAGUUUGGCUUCAAUCUGGAUGCCCCAUUUUCUCCCUACCCAUGUGCAAUCUCAAGCAACCAUUCAAGAUCAAAACUUUGGGUUGCUUCACAGAAGGGUGUGGCUUUGAAUGAUGCUGCUGUUACUGGGUUGCCACAGCCUCUGAUUCCUAAUGUGCAGUUACAAGCACAGGUUCCAAGUGGGGUGGUGGAUCAGGAAAAGGAUGAGGAAGUUGAGAAGAGUGAGUUUUGGAAGCAGCCAAAUGGGUUGGGGUAUAAGCCUUGCUUGGAUUUCAGCAGAGAGUAUAGGAGAGAGAGUGAAAUGGUUGUGAAGAACAGGAGAAAGUACCUCAUGGUGGUGGUUUCUGGAGGGAUGAAUCAGCAGAGGAAUCAGAUUGUUGAUGCUGUUGUCAUUGCUAGGAUUCUUGGGGCUGCUUUGGUUGUCCCCAUUUUGCAAGUCAACGUCAUUUGGGGAGAUGAAAGUGAGUUUGCUGAUAUAUUUGAUUUGGAGCACUUCAAAAGUGUUCUUGCCAAUGAUGUGCGAGUGGUUUCAGCAUUGCCUUCCACGCACCUGAUGACAAGACCAGUGGAGGGGAGCCCUCCCCUUCAUGUCACUCCUAGUUGGAUCCGAUCACGCUAUCUCAGAAGACUCAACAGAGAAGGUGUUUUACUUUUACGUGGACUGGAUUCAAGGCUGUCAAAGGAACUUCCUUCUGAUCUUCAGAAGCUUCGAUGCAAAGUUGCUUUUAGUGCAUUAAGGUUUGCAAAGCCAGUUCAGGAACUUGGUGACAAGAUUGCAGAGAGAAUGAAAAGCAAGGGACCCUAUCUUGCUCUUCAUCUACGGAUGGAAAAAGAUGUGUGGGUGAGGACUGGUUGUCUACCUGGUCUAAGUCCUGAAUAUGAUGAGAUUGUAAACAAUGAGAGGAUUCAAAGGCCAGAGCUCUUGACAGCAAGAUCAAACAUGACUUACCAUGAAAGGAAGCUGGCUGGCCUAUGCCCCUUGAAUGCUAUGGAGGUUACCAGGCUGCUUAAAGCUCUAGGAGCUCCGAAAAGUGCAAGAAUUUUUUGGGCUGGAGGACAACCACUGGGUGGGAAAGAGGCCUUGCAUCCAUUAAUCCAUGAUUUUCCACAUCUUUACGCCAAGGAAGAUCUUGCCUUGCUUGGAGAACUAGAACCCUUUGCAAAUAAAGCCUCGCUAAUGGCUGCCAUAGAUUACAUAGUCUCUGAGAAGAGUGAUGUUUUCAUGCCAUCUCAUGGAGGAAAUAUGGGCCAUGCAAUUCAGGGUCACCGGGCAUUUGCAGGGCACAAGAAAUAUAUAACCCCAAACAAAAGACAGAUGCUUCCCUAUUUUCUGAAUUCUUCCCUCCCUGAAGCAGACUUCAACAGGAUUAUCAAUGGAUUGCACCAGGAUUCAUUAGGUCAGCCAGAACUCAGGACUAGCAAGGUUGGGAGGGAUGUCACCAAGUAUCCUGUUCCUGAGUGCAUGUGCAAUGACUCACAUUAUCAUUCUUUCUAAUUGAAAAUUUAAUACCAAAGAUUUUGGUACGAAUUUUAAACGGUAAUUGGUUCGCAAACACGGAAGAAAGGGCUGGUUUUGGCCAUUUUGAUGGCUUGGGAAGUGCUUCAGGUCACAUUCAAGGAGACUACAGUUCUUAAGAGCACCAUUUUUGAAGAGCUAUAGUGUCAAGCAUGCCUCUCCCUACAGGUGUAUUCACAUUAUUUCUUGAACAUGCUUAAUAUGUAUACCAUUACUAUGGGAGGCAGUGUGGAAUUUCCAUCAGUAGAUGAUAUGCUAAGGCAAUGCAAAAUAGAUCAUUCUUUGAUUCUUUAUAUAGUUUGGGUUUGUAUAGGAUACACAUUACCCUUGUUACACUUAAUUCUUUGUAGUACACUAUGAAGCCUUGUAACUGUUGUACAUAUCUGUAUAAAUUCUCAGUAAUGUCAAGAUAUUUGCUCUUUCAC